UCAAGUGGCGUCUUAUAUAGCAUUGAAGUUUUUAUUUAAGCAGACAUAAGGUGAGCAUGAAAAUUGGGCCAAGGCAGGCUUAUGAGAUCGGCCCAAAACCAAUAUCACUCGUUCAAAGUUAGAAAAUAGAUAAUUUGAAUUUGUUGAGGGAACAUCAAACAAGAACAAAAAUGGCGGCAACCAGUGAUGAAGAAAUGGAGUCACUUCUCUCUGCGUUCGAUCAGAUCUACGAGGAUGCUAAGAGCAGCAUUUCGGAGAUGCAGUUGUUGCAAUCCCACUAUAACGCAGAGUUGAAGAUGCGUGAAUCACUCCAAGUUGCUUCCAAUGCCCUCAAAAGCGAAAAGGACAGGUUGGCAAAACUGUACUCGGAGUCCUUGAAGAAUCUAGCGGAUCAGCUUGAUUACCGUACAAAUUGCCUGAUUUUGAAAGAAGAAUUGGAGAGAGCGAAAACUGAAGUUUCGCUUAAAGAAGACGGAUAUAGGAAGGAUACAGGAUUGCUUAAGCGAGAAUACGAACAACAAAUUUCGUGUUUGGAAGCUCAAGUUAAGGAAUCUCUACAUGAAAAAGCAACAUAUGAAGCAACUAUUAGCCAACUCCAUGGAGAUUUAGCUGCACAUAAAAGUCAUAUGCAGGUUAUAGCAAUGAGAUUGGACCAACUGAAUGUUGAAGUGGAAUCAAAAUAUAACUCUGAGAUUCAGGACUUGAAGGAAUGUCUUGCGGUUGAACAGGAAGAAAAAAAUGAAUUAAAUAGAAAAAUCCAAAAUCUGGAAAAGGAAUUACUGAUUUGUAAAGCAAAGCUGGUGGACCAGCAGCAGGAAAUGACCGCAAAUUGGCAGGUGGAAACGCUUAAACAGAAAAUCAUGAAACUGAGAAAGGAAAACGAGGUCCUGAAAAGAAAGUUAUCCCAUUCAGAGGAGGGUAAGUAAUGCAGGGAAACUGAAGCUUACCAGCAACUUUGAGUUCACAAGGACAAGGUCUGUGAAGAAAACUCAGAAAAAUUUCGGAAUAUGAUGGACGACCCAAAGCAGCAUAUGCAUAAAAGUGUCAUCUUAAUGGGUGUCAAAAGCUGAGGCCCAAAGCAGAAGUUUUAUCACUGCACCAAACUGAAGCCCACAAAAGUUCAUAACUUCUUCUCAUCUCUACACCAACAUUUCUCUAAUUAAUUAGGUGGGCUGGAACUUUUGGUAUUCAGAUUAAAUCAUGCUUUCUGGUAGUAAAUUUGAAAGGAAGCAAUGAUGAUACAUAUAUUUUUUCUUUCCCAUCGUUUCUUAUGGAUUGAAUUGCAGUAGUGAAAGUUAUUAUAAGCUUUAGAAGUUGCUUUUCAUGAGUAUAUAUAAAAUAUCAACAAUAUCGAAAACACACCCUUGCCUACUUGGAAUAUCCUUUCGUAUGGGAGGCCAAAUUCAAAAGAAGCAGACACAAAAUAAAAAAUAAAACGGAAUGGUUAUUUUUGUAACAUGACUACAUAUCUAUCCUCUAUUAUUAUUGAACUGUGAAAAAGAGAAUCUAAAUCCCCACCGUGCCCA
Vigna radiata var. radiata (mung bean) is the source of this 1526-nucleotide messenger RNA. RefSeq names its product protein At-4/1. The transcript is spliced from 9 exons. Bases 171 to 926 code for a protein of 251 amino acids. The record is from RefSeq and is a predicted model, not a curated record. Lineage: Eukaryota; Viridiplantae; Streptophyta; Magnoliopsida; Fabales; Fabaceae.